Messenger RNA from Cutaneotrichosporon cavernicola, 828 nucleotides. RefSeq lists its product as uncharacterized. NCBI's taxonomy places the organism in Eukaryota, Fungi, Basidiomycota, Tremellomycetes, Trichosporonales, Trichosporonaceae. The transcript has a single exon. Bases 1 to 828 code for a protein of 275 amino acids. The record is from RefSeq and is a predicted model, not a curated record.
AUGAAGUUCUUCGCCCUUGCCGCCGCGGCUCUCGCCGCGGUCACCUCGGUGGCUGCCCGCCCCGACAUCCAGCCCGUCUCUGAGCUCGAGUCGCGUGGCCAGAACAUCGACCCACGCUUCUUCGGCUUCCUCUGGGGCAACACCAAGUGCCUCGGAGCCAAGUCGGUCGAGUGCUCCAAGAAGGGUAUGGCCCUCGACUCCAAGACCUGCCAGUGCACCGGUGGCUCGUGGAAGCCCGGAAACUGGUGGGAGCAGGAGACCGACUGCGGCGACAACAACGCCAUUCUCAACUGCUGGUCCAAGGGAUACACCUGUGACAAGCGUUGCCAGUGUCAGAAGCCCCCCACCGUCGUCAACAAGUGCACCGAUCUCCACGCCAUCUGCAAGUGUGCCGGUAAGGGUAUGGCUGUCAACUCCGACUGCUCGUGCCGCAAGACCUGUAACUGCUGGGACCAGUGGGCAUGCUGCAAGAAGGGCGGCAAGCUCGACGAGAACUGCAAGUGUGUCGUUCCCUCCAAGUCUGGUGGUGACAAGCCUGGCAAGCCCGGCCACGGCUGGUGGCCCUGGAAGCGUGACGCUCUCUGCGGCACCGAGACUGCUUGCCCCCUCUUCGACGGCUCCAGCGAGUACGAGUGCCUCGACACCCAGACCCACCUCGAGUCCUGCGGCGGCUGCGCUUCCGAGGGCACUGGCCGUGACUGCACCACCAUCGCUGGCGCUGCCGAUGUUGCUUGCGUUGCUGGCGAGUGCGUCGUCUCGAAGUGCCUCCCCGGCUUCCAGUCGAACUCGACCUCGACAUGUAUCCCCCGCCUCUCGGCUCAGCUCUAA